AUGGAUUUUGGGGUGGUGGGUUUUGAUGGGUUGGGGGGUGCAGCAGCAGAAACUGGUUUUGCUUCUCUUGCUAGUUCGUCAUCAGAUCAGGAGACCAAGCACCAAUGUUACGGAUCUGGGCUCCACAAGCAGGGGAGAUCUGCAGGCACUCUUGAAGAAGAUUGGAGAAGCUCAAAACUGCCCAAGACUGAUGAUUUUCUUUCCGCUUCCAAGACAAUGCCUAACAACAGCACUCAUUUCUCUGAUGGGCAGCAAUUGCUGAGCUUCUCUAAUUCUCCCAAUUUAGAAGCUGUUUUGGUUGACAAGAGCUCUCAAAAUGCCUCAUUGCCUUACUUUCACCAACCAUUAUCUGCUUUCAAUAGAAGUGCAGGCCACAGUACUGGGAGCUUCAAUGGUGCUGCCAUGCAUUGGGCUAUAGCAGGGGCCAGAGGGCCAUUCACUCCAUCUCAAUGGAUGGAGUUAGAACACCAGGCCUUGAUCUACAAAUACAUUACUGCAAAUGUGCCUAUACCAUCUAAUCUGCUCAUCCCAAUAAAGAAGGCCCUUGAUUCUGCCUUUCCAAAUGGACUUCCGAGGCCCAAUACAUUGGGAUGGGGUCCUAUCCAUUUGGGAUUCUCCAACAACACUGAUCCUGAGCCAGGAAGGUGUCGUAGGACUGAUGGGAAGAAAUGGCGGUGCUGGAGAGAUGCCGUUCCUGACCAAAAAUAUUGUGAGCGGCACAUGAACAGAGGCCGCCAUCGUUCAAGAAAGCCUGUGGAACCUGUCGCUGGAACCACCACUGCCACCACCACCACCACCUCAAAGCAGCUUAUGCCUUCGGCUUCUUCAUCAGCAUCCUCGGUGCCCAUGCCCGCUGGCGGUGGUUCAAGCAGCCUCAGCAUUGCCAACCAACAGCUCAAGAGCUUGCAGCCUGCUGCAUCUAAUUCUUCUGCAGCCACUCAGAUGAACAGGAUGUUCAUGAACAAAGAGAAUGUGGGUGAAAGAAUGCAUCAAACACCAGGCCCCUCCAUGUUGUCUAAAGAGAACCCAUGCUUGAUCCAGAAACAGCAAAUCGGAUAUGAAGAAUCCUCAAGAACAGAGUUUGGGCUUGUACCCUCUGACUCCCUCCUCAACCCAUCACAGAAAGGAUCUUCUCUAAUGAGCUGCAGAAACUAUGGUUCUUCAUCACAGAACCUGACAGACCCUGCAGAAACCAACUCACAACAGCAUUCCCUUCGCCACUUCAUCGACGAUUGGCCUAAAAACCAAUCCGAUCGCCCAGCUAUUUCUUGGCCUGACCAAUUUGACAUGCAAUCAGACAGAACCCAGUUGUCAAUUUCAAUCCCCAUUGCUUCCUCGGACUUCAUACCAUCCACUUCCUCUACAAACAACGAGAAGCUCACUCUCUCCCCACUCCGGCUUUCGCGUGAACUAGACCCCAAGCCAAUGGGUUUGGGAGUAGGAGGUGCCCUCAAUGCACAAAACAGUAAGCAAGCAAAUUGGAUCCCAAUCAGUUGGGAGACUUCACUUGGUGGUCCUUUGGGGGAGGUUUUGCACCAUACGAAUAACAACACUGCAGCAGAAUUGAAGAACUCUUCAGUGCUUAAUCUUAUGACAGAGGGAUGGGAUAAGAACAGCCCUUCUUCAUUAGGGUCAUCUCCUACUGGGGUCUUACAGAAGACAGCAUUCGGGUGUCUCUCAAAUAGCAGUGCAGGGAGUAGCCCAAGAGCAGAGAAUAAUAACCUCCUUGGUUCCAGUAUGUUGGACUCUUCCUCCUUGCCUGCCUUGUAAUCAUUUCACAGACUCUGAGGCCUUUAGGUGAAGGAACAAGAUUCAGUUUUUAUCUGUAGUGCCAAGCAUAAUUAGUCACAGUUAAUUUGGAUCCUAUUUUUUUAAAUAUCUAGUCUUGUUUACUUAUUUUCUUCAAUUUCA
This is a messenger RNA of Prunus avium (sweet cherry), 1911 nucleotides long. Its product is annotated as growth-regulating factor 2-like. The record is from RefSeq and is a predicted model, not a curated record. Gene Ontology annotation, cellular component: nucleus. Gene Ontology annotation, biological process: developmental process; regulation of DNA-templated transcription; DNA-templated transcription. Lineage: Eukaryota; Viridiplantae; Streptophyta; Magnoliopsida; Rosales; Rosaceae. Gene Ontology annotation, molecular function: ATP binding.